AUUCACACACAUUUCGUAUCGGUGAGGAAUGCUUGUGGUCUGUGAAGAAGCGAAAUGUAGGAUCGUGCUGUCAAGGUUCCACCGAUGAGAGCUUGCGUCAACAAUUGCAAGUGCAGCUGAUAUUUGUAGAUAAUCUGAGAAGUAUCUAUUCAGUGAGAAAGUGACUCCCGUCUGGUAGAUGAGAUUCUAAAUCGUUUUGUCUGUCCACGAGUAUGCACUUUCCGCAGGGUUAUCGAGAUUCACGAGAGCAGAGAAAAACACCACAUGAAGACAGAUGGUUUUUCGCCAGAGGGUCCUUCCUGCCUCUUAGAAUAAAUUCAUACAGAAAAAGUAUUGUUCAACGCUUUUUAUAACACAUAUCUUUUCAACAGGCCAAGCCCGAGUCGUGUACGUAUUUUCCCAUAUUCUCGGAAUUACAAUAUUGUUGAACAGAUAUAAGUGUUAGGUCAUCGUGGUUCAUUCUAUUCAUUGUUGUAGUUACCUCAUCUUAACGAGUGUCUGGCUGUGGGUAUCGAUUGUGGUGCUGAUUUUAGAGUGUGUUGCUUGUGAUUGAUGACAUGAUUGAAAACACUUUUUUUGUUAUAAUACCCUCUAAGAGGGAACUGAAGACUUGGCGCGAGAAAAUUUCCUACAAAUAACGACAAGAACCAUUUCGAAUGACACAACUUCCAUCAAGAACGUACAUAUGAUUCAAUGACGAUGGUUGACUCGCCGUCAUCGAGUGGAGCUGCAGGCGCAGAAACGCGCAGCAGCAAUGGUGAGUUGCCGAGUGUCGCCGUGUUUGUGGAUACUGCUAAUGUGAGCCAUGCGGUUCCAGUCCUCAGAAUGGUCAAGGCUAUCGAAGCAAAAUGGGGGGCCCGACCGUGCAGAUUGACCAUCCAUAUGGUUUUUGCCGAGUUUCGCAGGAAAGAAUUUGGUGAUGAUAUGAAGUGGAGUGCCGAAAAGUACCCACCCUCGCAACGUGCACAACCGAAAAAAACCGAAGGCUCGGCCUUUUCCAGUGGCAGUUCAUCGUCCUCCCCACGGCCCCCAGAUGACAGCUCCUCAUCGGAGACGAGUACUCGUACCUCUGUUCCACCAGUACUGAAUUGGAUCGGUGUGCCAUCGUCCAGGGAAGGCAACAUUGAGGCUCCAUUAUCGAAGAAUUUCCUCAGCCUUGGACCUUUUUUUGUUGGUUCAUAGAAGAGGAAACAUUUUCCGCAAGAGCAUGUGGCCAUCGUGCAAAGCAGUAGGUAGUGGUUUCGAGUGCUACUUUAUCGUAGUCUAGACCAUGAUAGCAACUUAGCAAGAGAAUUUGUGAUGAAAUGUCGCCAUAGAAAUAGCACGAAAAAUUAACAUUUUUGUAGCAUUGCAAAUUAUCGUGCUCUUUCUAAUAUGCAACACGUGGGUGAGCGCGUUGAUGACACCGUCUUCAAGCGUGCCGUGAAGGACAUCAUGCUGAACGACAGUGGCGAUCAUGAAGUAGCUCUUGUGUCGAAUGACCUUUUCAGAGACAUGUUUUCGCGUGGUGCGAAUUUCAGUUCCCAGUCACGAGCAGAAGCACUUUUCGAGGAGGCGGCGUCAGAAUGUCGAAGCAAACGGCUAGCUCGUACCUGGAUCGCGAGCAACGCAGAUCUCGAAGUUUUGAUGACGGCUUUGCAGUACAAUUUCGGCAAAGACACACUGGGUAAUGUCGAGUUAUACCCUGCGAGUGGCGGAAACGUAAAUUCGCUGAAAGGUUUUCUGGGGAACAACCUGUUGCGCAAUUACAUUGGCCGACGAUUGAGUCUGACUUCUUGGAGCAAUGGUUCUAGCCUCAGUCAGUUAACCGCUAAUGGUAAGAACACUAACGAGAACCGGGAAAACCAGUCGCUAAGGCUGGAAAAUAGAGGAAUUCGAGAGGCUAAUCGCGAACUGCAAGAGCAGAUACGAAAAUUACAGGACCGACUUGACGAAGUGGAAGCGAGAGAGAAUGACAUGAUAAUGGAGAUGACAAUUCUAGCAAACAAGUGGCAAGCAAAGGCAAAAGAGAAAAGCAAUGGAGGAGACCCUAGUAUGCGUAGAGACAACCAGCAGCAGUCUCGUCCGCUAGUGAUUGGUCGAUCAACGUCAUCGUCUUCAAGUAGCAUAGGAGGUCCUCGUAGCCCACAAAAUAAAGAUACCAAUGCUGGUUUAGAAAUACAAGAGUCACCAUUCGUGGAUACACAACCAAGCAGCUCGGCGUUUGAUUUAACCUGUGUGCCGGUUGUACCAGAUAUAAAAAAGAAGGACCACGCGAAUGCAUAUUAUCAGCAGGGAUUUUCUCCACCCAGCAGCAAUAAUUUUUCACCCGACGGCGACUCAACUGGACGUCCUCGUAAGGAGGAUCGUGAUUGGAAGAUCAUGCCUGUCGCAACACUUCUACAGGAUGAUGAUUUGGACGACGAUGAUCAACAUGGAAGAAGAGCACAGAUGAAGAACUCACCUGGGGGCACGUCAUUUUCACGGUCGCGCCCAUGCCGAUCGCCGUCGUCUGGUUCUGACAUUAGCUCGCUUGCUCGCGACGUAGCAAACUCUACUGCCCUCAACAUCGAUGGGCUCUCACUUGAUGAGGAGGAGGAUGGCUAUACAUAUGACAAAGGCACAAGAAAGGAUAGCAGGCAACACCCACAGGAGAAGACAACAUCGUCUAAGAUGGUGCCACCAAUGAAAGUUCUGAGCAAAAAUCCCAAGCAGACAAAAACGCAGCUGAAAAAUGGACAACACUUCAAGUGGAAAGCGAAGCUUCAGUCUGCCUCGUCUUCAUCAAAUUCUUCGUCUGCGAACAACACUCUGCGUGGAUCUGCUGACGCAGUAAGCAAAAGUGCUAAGACGUGGAAGAAAAUGAGAGAGCCCAGCAAACUCACUGGCCCAAAAGGGGAGCCACCUACAGAUGAGACGUGUUGGGAUUACAAAUACAAAGGAAAAUGUCCACGGGGUGCAAAAUGCCCUUACAUACAUGUGGACCGUCCAAGGUGACCCGCCUGGCACUCGUAAGACAUUCUCCAAAAAUUUCCGCCUCCUCCUUGACUUUCUACAUUAGAUAAUUGUAAUGCCGUUUGCGACUUAUCAAUAGACCAGUGUGACGAAAGUGAAAAAUUUAGAAUGUGUAUGGCACAGGCCGAGUCUGCUUCAGC
Molecule: messenger RNA, 3134 nt
Organism: Amoebophrya sp. A25
Lineage: Eukaryota; Dinophyceae; Syndiniales; Amoebophryaceae
Source: the annotation of a GenBank genome assembly